Molecule: messenger RNA, 609 nt
Organism: Emericellopsis cladophorae
Lineage: Eukaryota; Fungi; Ascomycota; Sordariomycetes; Hypocreales; Bionectriaceae
Product: oligoribonuclease-like protein
Exons: 2
Coding region: 1-609 (202 amino acids)
Cellular component (GO): mitochondrion
Molecular function (GO): nucleic acid binding; 3'-5'-RNA exonuclease activity
Source: RefSeq, a predicted model, not a curated record
AUGGCCUCUCAAGACACGAAAAACCCGGACCAGUCCAAACGCGGCGUGACAGACGAUCCGCUUGUUUGGAUUGAUUGUGAGAUGACUGGGUUGAACCCCGAUACCGAGGAGAUCAUUGAAAUUUAUUGCUUGAUCACGACAGGCAACCUCGAGCUCCUGGAUGAAGAAGGGUAUCAUGCAAUUGUGCACUUUCCCAAAUCGCGCCUCGACCAGAUGGAUGAGUGGUGCACGAAAACUCACGGAAACUCGGGCCUCACUGAAGCAGUGCUGAACUCGACAACAACACCACAGCAGGCUGCCGAUGGACUGUACGAGUACAUUACCAAGUAUAUCCCGGACAAACGCAAGGGUCUCCUCGCCGGGAACAGCAUCCACGCGGAUCGCACUUUUCUGCGCAAGGCACCGUAUGACAAGGCGUUGGACCACCUGCACUAUCGGUUGCUUGACGUAACAACCAUCAAGGAGGCGGCACGGCGGUGGGCGGCGCCCAAGAUCUCCAAGAAGGUCCCCAGCAAGAAGGGCACGCACAAAGCUAGAGACGACAUCCUCGAGAGCAUCGAAGAGGCGAAAUACUACCGCAAUGUCAUUUUCGGGCGUACCUUGGACUAA